GGGCAACUGUGACAGACCAUAAGAAGGUUCACCGUCCAGCCGCAGCUCCUCACCAACGGUUUGACCUGCCAGUGGACUUACAACCAGCAGCCGGAGAGGUUUUUACUUUAAAUCCAGGACCUUUAAGAGAUCAAAUAAAGCCUUAAUAAUAUGGGAAAAGAAAAUAUUUGCUUUUUGACUGUUUGGAUAAUUUUGGGAAACAUUUUUGGAACUUUUUCCUCAGAUCCUGAAACCACCACGUCUGUUUUUGUAAACUCCACUGUCACGGCCACUCCGCUGCCGACCACCACUGAAUGGAUCACAGACUAUACCGACAUCGUGUCCAAGUUCUCCCUUCGCACCGUGGACGUCCCAGAUGACGACAUGUGCUACAUCGUGCCUGGGAGGCCCGAAACCAUCAAAGAGUGCGAAUUCAAUCCAGAAACACAGACCUUCAUCAUAAUCCACGGCUGGACGGUGACGGGGAUGUUUGAGAGCUGGGUGCCGAAGCUGGUGGCGGCUCUGUACGAGCGAGUUCCCACUGCCAACGUGAUCGUGGUGGACUGGCUGACCCGAGCCAGCCAGCACUACCCGACCUCUGCAGCCUACACCAAACUAGUCGGCCGAGACGUCGCCAAGUUUGUCUCCUGGUUGCAGAAAGAGCUGCAGCUGCCGUGGGAGAGGCUUCAUCUGCUGGGUUACAGUCUGGGAGCACAUGUGGCUGGAAUUGCCGGAGAUCUCACGGACCGUAAAAUCAGCAGGAUCACAGGCCUGGAUCCUGCUGGUCCCACCUUCGAGCACGCCAACGAGCAGAGCAUCCUGUCCAGAGACGACGCCCAGUUUGUGGACGUCCUGCACACCAACACCAGGGGCUCCCCGGACCGUAGCAUCGGCAUCCAGAGACCGGUGGGCCACAUCGACAUCUACCCCAACGGAGGAAACUUCCAGCCGGGCUGCGACAUCCAGAACACCCUGCUGGGGAUUGCAUCAGCCGGCAUCAAGGGCCUCCAAAAUAUGGACCAGCUUGUGAAAUGUUCCCACGAGCGCUCCAUCCACCUGUUCAUCGACUCCCUGCUGAACGUCCAGCAGCAGAGCAUGGUCUACCGCUGCAACUCCAAGGAGGCCUUCAACAAGGGGCUGUGCCUCAGCUGCAGGAAGAACCGGUGCAACACGCUGGGCUACAACAUCACCAAGGUCCGCACGGCCCGCAGCACAAAGAUGUACCUCAAGACUCGCGAGAUGAUGCCGUACAAAGUUUUCCACUACCAAGUGAAGGCCCAUUUCUUCAGCAAAGAUAAACUGAGCUUCACCGAGCAGCCGAUGAAGAUUUCACUGUACGGAACCCACGGAGAGAAGGAGGGCAUCUCAUUUGUCCUACCGGUGCUCAACGAUAACUCCACUCUGUCCUUCCUCAUCACCACCGACGUGGACAUCGGAGACCUGAUGAUCGUGAAGCUGCGCUGGGAGAAAGACGCCAUCAUCAGCUGGUCCAGCUGGUGGGGCAGCAGCGAGUUCCAGAUCCGGAAACUUCGCAUCAAGUCCGGGGAGACUCAGUCCAAGGUGAUCUUCAGUGCAAAGGAGGGAGAGUUUGCUAACCUUGUCAGGGGAGGAGAAGAGGCAGAGUUUGUCAAGUCAAAAGAAGACAACUUGAGCCGUAAAGAAAAACUGAUGCACAAGCUGAAAAUGCAGGGGAGUCUUUUUGAGCAGAACGACGCUUAAAGUUGCACUUGAACGUCACGCACAUCAUCCAUCUGUACAAUCCUCCACAGCCAAAGAUGGAAGCAAACACUGGGAAAGCCUUCUGCAAAUGACUGGACCCCUAAUGGACGCCGUGCUUUUUCCCCCCCCUCAUCAUCUCCCAGCGCUACCAACACAACCGCAACACAAAGCCACCGGUUUUUUGUUACGAUGAUGUGCUUCAGUAUUUUCUUCUCACCUUCAGUAGCUUUUGCUGCUUUGUAAUCAUCGUUUAUGCUUUUGUAUCCUAUAUGUACUGUUUAUACCCAUAUAUUUUGAACUGAUGUGCUUGGUGCCUAUGUGAGCUUGGAUUAUUGUUUAUGUUAAUGUAUACAUGAUUCAGAGUGACAGGCAUAGUUCAGGCACAUCUUUGUUUGUUUUUUAAACGUGCAAAGUGAUCAUUUGUGUGCCCAAUCUUUACUUAACCACUAAUUGCCAACAAUCAACAGGGACCAAAGAAGCAUUUUACUGUCUACUGAACGGAGAAUAACCGUGGCCUUUGUAAAUACCUUUAAUCAGUAUCUUCUUAAAUAUGAGUUAUGUGCUAAUAUCUGAUCUCUGGAAGCCUUGGCUGUUCUUUGAUUGCGUUUGGUUAUUGUAUCACAGGUCACUUUAAAAAAGGCUCUCUGUCCCCUGCAGCCAUUUAGAUGUUAAGGUCAUUAAGAUUGUACUCCACUAGGGAAAUCCAUUCUCUAGUUUUCGCGAUUUUUUUUGUAUUGAAAAUCAACUUUUCAAAUGUUCCAGUGCUCCUUUAUUUUCAGUUUACCUCAUCCAAUAAGCUCAGUCCUCAAAAAGCCCUUUUAUUACACUGAGGUCAAACAUCUAACAAAACCACAACAUUCAAUCCUUUGUAAUUGGUGUUGGACUGACCUACACGAUAUCCAUAAUACGUCACGUUGUAUUUAUUGAUUGUACAUUUAUAUAUUUGUAUAUGAAGCUGUAAUAUAUUUUGGCAGGCUUCCGUUGUCGUCUGUAUUUUUAUAAGUGAAGCAUUUUGUGUUUCUAUGCACGAGGCUUUGGAGGGAUCGAUCAAAUUGGCCUCCAUGCCAGCUGCAUGGACUUUUGUGAAGUGAAAUGCAGUGCACUGUCUGAAGAAAGAGCCCAGGAUGUUUGAAUAAAGAAAUAAACCCCCAUAAUCACCAUA
Acanthochromis polyacanthus (spiny chromis) is the source of this 2860-nucleotide messenger RNA. It is a transcript of the gene lpla, whose product is annotated as lipoprotein lipase. NCBI's taxonomy places the organism in Eukaryota, Metazoa, Chordata, Actinopteri, Pomacentridae. Gene Ontology annotation, molecular function: apolipoprotein binding; lipoprotein lipase activity. The transcript is spliced from 10 exons. Gene Ontology annotation, biological process: lipid metabolic process. The coding region runs from base 151 to 1698 and encodes 515 amino acids. The record is from RefSeq and is a predicted model, not a curated record.